Molecule: messenger RNA, 2284 nt
Organism: Hypomesus transpacificus
Lineage: Eukaryota; Metazoa; Chordata; Actinopteri; Osmeriformes; Osmeridae
Gene: foxl1
Product: forkhead box L1
Exons: 1
Coding region: 277-1506 (409 amino acids)
Biological process (GO): anatomical structure morphogenesis; regulation of transcription by RNA polymerase II; cell differentiation
Molecular function (GO): DNA-binding transcription factor activity, RNA polymerase II-specific; RNA polymerase II cis-regulatory region sequence-specific DNA binding
Source: RefSeq, a predicted model, not a curated record
CUCCAUUGGCUGGCAAGACGGGGACACGCGGGAGGAGAGUCGGAGCUUCGCAAUGAAAUUUUAAUUAAUGUGGGUGGGCUGAGAACACAACGAGUGUUUAUGAUGAACAAUUUAUUUUCCAGUGCAAAGUCAACAUAAAACAGCAAAACGUACAACAAUUAUUUAACCAUUUUUUGGACUCAUGAGUCUGGGACGCAGCGGGAGACGGUCACUCCAUGAGCAGCUCUUUCCCUGCAGGCUGAAGUUCCUUCAGAGAAAGUGGAGCUUUCCAGCGUGAUGACUCUGUACCACAGCCGGUUGCCGCAGCUCGGUGUGCCCCCGUCGGCACAGAUCCUCUCCAACCCCUCGCUGAUUUACUUGUACGGAGGUGAUAGCGGGGGGCUUCUUCCAGCUUUGAGCUUUGUUCCGUCUCGACAGGAGCUUCCACAAAAACCACCGUACAGCUACAUUGCCCUCAUCGCUAUGGCCAUCAAGAGCGCACCGGACAAGCGCGCCACUCUGAGUGGCAUUUAUCAGUUCAUCAUGGAUCGUUUCCCGUUCUACCACGACAACAAGCAGGGGUGGCAGAACUCGAUCCGCCACAACCUCUCUCUAAACGACUGUUUCAUAAAAGUACCGAGAGAGAGGGGCCGACCGGGUAAAGGCAGCUACUGGACGUUGGACACCAAGUGUCUGGAUAUGUUCGAGAACGGCAACUAUAGACGGAGGAAGAGAAAGUUAAAAGGCCCGGAGGCUGAGUGCAAACCAUGUCACAAGAGGAACAGGGCCAAAGGACCGGAUCAAUCAGACCCUCCAGGACCUAAACCCCGUGUGGAUUCUCAGGUGAGGACAGGGGCCCCCGGCGGAGAGAGAACAGUGAUGGACACAGAGCGGGAGCAGCGGGAGAACGACCACAAUCAACAACGGGGGGCAGAUUUCAAGCAUGUCCUCGGUGAGUUUAACAACGUUGGUGCAUAUCAAAUCGCCACUGUACAGGGAAAGAACACAACAGUUCACGAUAAGAUUACUAGGUUGGUUGGACCAACUCGGGAAAUGAAUGGGAUUCAGUGGUCAGAUGCCCAACCUAGUCCAUAUAGCGCACCUGGCCAGGAACAACCUUGCUUGGACAAAAAACAUAUUUUAGGAUCCUCUUCAUUCCGCUUGUGUGGAACAGACGACAGCCGCAAAUUAGCGUUCAACGAAAGGGAAAACGGUGGUCCUCCAGUCCUAUCCAGUUGCCCAGGAAAUAUUAAUUCAUUUGUUGGAGACAGGAUCAAUGGGAUUAUUCCGGUGAGCCCCAGCAGAGCUACAGACAAAUCAAAUUGUUUUAGUAUCGAUAGUAUUUUAUCCAAAAAAGCAGACGUGACUCACAGAUGCGUUCCAGGUGAGACUACCGAAACACGCGCGGAGCCUCAAAACCACGCGUACAGUUCGUCCACACGCGCGCAUCAACUUUACCAAAUGGGAUUUCCGCUCUGCUCUUACCUGUCACUCACGUGCCCAGAGAAGGUGAUAUAUUUCAAAUGAUGAAAACGACGAUGUCAGGAAAAUAACCCUACCUGCAUGCAUAGGUUUAUUCGUUUGUGCUAGACAAUACAUUUUGAUGUUUUUCAGUUUUCCUGAGAGUCUAUACAUAUGGUCGAUGUGUUUUGCCUAUGAUAAUAGCCUACUCGUUAUGAAAAUGGUAUAAAUGUUAAUAUUAUAAUUAUUAAUAGUGAGAACGAGACUACAACAACUGUGACAACGAUUAUUAUUAUUAUAGUUCAUUUUACUAUAGAUGGCAUAAUAAUGUUAUGAUAAGCAUAUUCACAGUAAUACAAUGCACAUGAAUAAUACAUGUGACUGUUGCAAUUAUUAUUGCAAUUAUUUUUGUUAUCAUUAUAAUUGUUGUUACCAUUACAAUUCAUGUGUUAUUAUAAGGUCAUGGUUUAAUGUGUGACGAUUCCAGUGUUCUGAGACAGAAAGGUCCUAGAGAUCAGAGAUCACAUGGACCUCGGAUGUUGCUUUUACCAAAUGUAAAUGUUUAUGAACACCAGGGAUUGUUACACAUCUGCCUGAUCUCAUUCUGUUUCCUGGAACUUUUGUUUCUGUUGUAAAAUGUGGCUUUUCAGAAUUUAAAUCCUGAAGUGACCAGAAUGUUUCAAAUGAUUUUGUAGGUGAAAAUGUAUAUGUGUCUAGUGCAUAUGUGCAAAAAUAAAGGCAUGACAGCGUAAAGAAUGUUUAGAAAUACAAGGGGCCUUCAAAGUUGUCUCCACAAGGCAUCAUGUUUUUUUAGUGACAAAGUUUGGUUGUCAAUGACACCUGC